CAGGUUGAGACUUUAACUCUUCUAACUGUUUUGAUCAUCUUCCAAAAAAUGAAAAAGGCUCGCGAUAAAGUUGAAAGUGAGAGUGGAACAGCAGGUCCCUCCCAGCAUGAACAGUGUUCAUCAGGACGCAGUCAUAGCUCCAGCUCAGGAUCUGCCCCUGGCUUUUUGGAAGAGACUCACCUUUCUUCUUUUCAGGAGUGUAUACUGAGUUUCUCUGAAGAGGAGUGGGAGGAUUUCAGCAGCCUGCUGAACACUCCUAUGACAAGGACUCAGUUCUCCGAACUCUGCAUGGCCAUCUUGAAGGUAGUGAGUCUUAGCUCCAUGACAGUGAUUGUACCUGCGUACGUCUUCAUGGCGAAGGAUGCUGGAACUCCAGUCAGCAGAACCUCAACAUCCACAACCUUUUCCCUCACCUCAAUUGAAAGGUCACUGGCUGGGUCAGUGGACACCGAUGGGGAGUUCCUGGAUAAGAGCAGUACAAUCAGAAGUGGCUCUGCUGCAUUACCUGAAAUGACAAGUGGCCCUUUGAGAGAAAUUAUGUACAGGAUGAAAGCUGCCCUGGCUACCUUGAGGAGAACUCAUUCCUCUGAGGUCUCUGAGACAGCUGUUCUACGCUCUGUGUCCAAACUCUCCACUCACACUGGUGAGCACAUUGUAUCCAACGUCUCUGAAGCCAUGAGAGAUGCGCAACAUGGAAAUACAUUCCACGACUCGACUUGCAUCAACACAAUCCUGGAAAGGCUCGUAUCCAGUGGGAAUAUCCACAAGAUCGCCAAGAACCUUGUCAGUCACCUUCAGGAUGUUCUUCAGAAUGAGAACGUCAGCCAGACAUCCAUUCCUGUGGCUGCUAGUGGAAGCACAUCAGAUUCUGAGACUUUGCCAAAAGGAACUCCAAAGCGGACUUUAAGUGCCUCUCACGUGAUUUACUUCUACGCAGAAGAAGCCAUCAAGGAUUUGCUUCAACCGUAUUUUCUUCCUGGUAUGGUACAGGACGCCAGUGAGGAUGCUGCCUCGGCCAGAGUUCCCCUUCUCAGGAUUCAAAGCUUCCAAUCUUCUGAUGCAGGAAGAAGUAUCCCCCAUGUGCCCUCUGAAGCUGAGUACAAAUUUAGUGAUGUGGCCAAUCUGUUCACUCGAGUGAUGACCUUCCAGGUCAUGGAUAUAGUUGAUUCCGAGCUGGAGAAACGUCAAAAGUCAUCUUCUUCCCGGUUGUCUGAUAGAUCCAGGAUGCUGUCAUCAGCUGGUAGAGACGUAGAUGACACAGCUAUGGAACGUUCCUCCACUCGACACCCUCUGCUUCAUACCAGCCAGGAUCACAAUGGUGGUCGGUUCUCUGGAUUCAUCGAGAGGUUUCUUUCAGAAUUGAGGGUGUCUGACUCUGCUCAGUCUGAUGCAGUGGAUGACGUCAGAGCUACCACAUCCUCUACCAGGAGCCAAAGCACCAAAUCUGCCACUGCAGGCCAUGAGCCAGACAUGGCACUGAACUACGCAUCCCAGAAACUUGGGGACCCACUAGAUCUGUUCACCAGGGUUAUAGUUCACCAGGUCAUGGAUAUCCUCCACGUGGAACUGGCCAGGCACCAAACUGAAGUUGGCCCCAUUGUGCAGCAGCAGAUGAGUUUAGGACGUACAUCCACCGGGACCUCUGUGCCAGACAGCAGUGACUGUGGCUGUUUUGUCACAGUUCUGAUGCUCAGACUGCUGGCCAAAAUCCUGGAUCAACAAACUGCCUCUGCCGAUAUGACGGAUUCCUCCCGAGAGUUGAUUCAGAAAGUCCUCUCUGAGUUCAGCAGUGCCUCAGGAACGCCGAACUUCCUGACAUAUGAAAGCAACACCAAGAUCCAGACUUUGUACAGAAGCAUGGACAAGUUCCUUCUGAAGGAGUUUGGACCUGAGGCCAUCCUGCAGAGAGCUGUGGAGACACAGAAUGUCUCCUUUGAUAACAUCUUGCUCACGGCAUUGAGGAAAGAGCUGCUGCCUCAUUGUGACACAGAGGCAACUUCUGCCCCAUCAACUCUGACUGCUGAGCCACUUGAACCUGUGCCUGGAGCAGCAUCUGGGCAAACCACCAGGAAGAGGCCCAAACUGAGGUUCAGUAUGAAGAUGCCAAAAAGACGCAGCAUGAAGUUGGCUCCCACUCGUGCCUUUUCUGACUCAACUGGGCAUGUAGAGAGUUAAGCCUCUCGUACACCAUCUAAUAAGGCUACUCCUGUUGUGUCUGCGUCGGGCCAGAAGACUCAUAAACGCUCCUUUUUCAUCAGGAUGUUCGCUUGCUGCAUUCAAGGCACAUCUGAACCUUGAACAUUUACUCUCUCUUUCUCCCUCUCUGUCUUUCUCUCUCUCUCUCUCUCUCACACACACCUUUCCAUGAAUAAAUUCACCUUUCCCUAAAUA
Messenger RNA from Alosa alosa (allis shad), 2391 nucleotides. RefSeq lists its product as uncharacterized. NCBI's taxonomy places the organism in Eukaryota, Metazoa, Chordata, Actinopteri, Clupeiformes, Clupeidae. The transcript has 7 exons. The record is from RefSeq and is a predicted model, not a curated record. The coding region runs from base 49 to 2175 and encodes 708 amino acids.